This is a messenger RNA of Sorex fumeus (smoky shrew), 951 nucleotides long. RefSeq names its product olfactory receptor 13C3. Gene Ontology annotation, molecular function: olfactory receptor activity; G protein-coupled receptor activity. The record is from RefSeq and is a predicted model, not a curated record. The transcript has a single exon. Gene Ontology annotation, cellular component: membrane. The coding region runs from base 1 to 951 and encodes 316 amino acids. Gene Ontology annotation, biological process: G protein-coupled receptor signaling pathway. Lineage: Eukaryota; Metazoa; Chordata; Mammalia; Eulipotyphla; Soricidae.
AUGGGUAAGAUAAAUCAGACUUUUGUGAUAGAAUUUAUUCUCCUGGGUCUUUCAGGAUAUCCAAUGAUAGAGAUCAUUUACUUUGUUUUGAUUCUAAUUAUGUAUCUAGUGAUUCUAAUUGGCAACGGUGUUCUGAUCAUAGCAAGUGUCUUUGAUUCCCGCCUUCACACCCCCAUGUAUUUCUUCCUUGGCAACCUCUCUUUUCUGGAUAUCUGUUACACUUCCUCUUCUGUUCCCUCCACUUUAGUGAGCUUAAUCUCAAAGAAAAGAAACAUUUCCUUUUCUGCAUGUACGGUACAAAUGUUCCUUGGAUUUGCAAUGGGGUCAACAGAGUGUUUGCUGCUUGGUGUAAUGGCUUUUGACCGCUAUGUGGCCAUCUGUAAUCCUCUGAGAUACCCCAUCAUUAUGAGCAAGAUUGUAUAUGUGCUGAUGGCUUCUGUGUCUUGGCUCUCUGGUGGAAUUAAUUCAAUCGUGCAAACAUCUCUUGCCAUGCAAUUACCUUUCUGUGGGAAGAACAUUAUCAAUCAUUUUACAUGUGAAAUAUUAGCAGUCCUCAAUGUUGCUUGUGCUGAUAUAUCUCUCAAUAUUAUCACCAUGGUGAUAUCAAAUAUGGUAUUUCUGGUUCUUCCACUGACAAUCAUCUUUUUCUCCUAUAUGUUUAUCCUCUACACCAUCUUGAGAAUGAACUCAGCCACUGGAAGACGCAAGGCCUUUUCUACCUGCUCAGCACAUCUGACAGUAGUCAUCAUAUUUUAUGGCACCAUAUUCUUCAUGUAUGCCAAACCCAAGUCUCAAGAACAUGAGGGAGAUGAGUGGCAGACAACAGACAAGCUCAUCUCUCUUUUUUAUGGUGUAGUAACCCCUAUGCUAAAUCCUAUUAUCUAUAGUUUGAGGAAUAAGGAUGUAAAAGCUGCCAUAAAAUAUCUGUUGAGCAAAAAAUCAGUUCAAUAA